Besnoitia besnoiti is the source of this 2001-nucleotide messenger RNA. RefSeq names its product putative adenylosuccinate lyase. Lineage: Eukaryota; Apicomplexa; Conoidasida; Eucoccidiorida; Sarcocystidae. The record is from RefSeq and is a predicted model, not a curated record. The coding region runs from base 1 to 2001 and encodes 666 amino acids. The transcript is spliced from 13 exons.
AUGGCAGUCUACGCGCCGCCAGGAGACGCCAUGGAUGGGUGUCGAGGGUCGCCGUCCCUGGCGUCCUCAUCCGCGAAUCCGCGCUCUGACCGUCUUUCGCGGCUGCUAGAUGGCCCUUUGGAGGCGGCUGAAGCUGCGGCGGAGUCCGCGCCCUUCCGUGGAGCGGAAGAAGAGGACGACGAUCUCGUGGACGUGGCGGACGACGCCUCUCGGCGGCGAUUCCUCCACUUAUCGGAGGAGCACAUUGCGAUCUUGAGUAACCUCAAUCAAAACCAGCUCCUCAAAGUUGUUGACCAAAUCUGCGAACGCCAGCAUCCCCUCGACGCAGUCCUCGACACGGUCGCCGCCGACGUCGCUGCGAGUGUGCGCAAGGUCGCUGAGCAGCAGCGCCAAGCAGACGCGGAAGCCCCGCUGGACGACGAAAGAGUCGCGGCUCUCGCCGCCUCGAAUUCGAUGACCAAAAGUGUGUCUGACCCCUCCUCGUCGCCUGACUAUUUCCUUCAUAUUGCCCGGUUUGUGCCGCUUCGGCUUACAUUCGAAGAACGUGUCUUCCUCCGUCUGCUGGAAAGCACGCUGGAGGUGUCGGAGUACACAGACAAAAUCGACAUUCUCUGCGGGGGGAGCAAGGCACGGCGGAUGGCCCGUGAGAUUCGGCAAGUUUGCGCCAUCCUCUCCGGUCUGACUCUCGCGCACAACUACGAGGAGGGUCAGCGCCUGGUGCGCGACCACGACUUUGUCUCGAACCGGGCUUUCUUUCAGACGGUGUUCGAGAUUGGUCGCCGGUACAAGAUUUUGAAUCCUGAGCGGAUGCGGAGUGCGUACGGCAAGCUCAUCUACCUCCUCAUGGACGCGAAGAAGCCGGAAGUUUUGCAGCUCCUCCAGUUCGACUGCGUCAUUCCUGUCAACACGGUUUUCUCUUUGCUGGCGGGCAAGAAGAACGGGCUCGAGCUGCUCAAGGACCCGCUCGUUCGAGUCGCCACCAUGGAAAUUAUGCCAGAGGGAAAAAGCAGGGCUCAAAUUCAACGCGAAAUCAAGGAGAAACAGAACGCAAUCAAAACGCUGGCGAAGAAAUACGCAGGCAGAGACGUCCAAAAGAACUCGCCUGGAUUCUUCGGACUGCGGCUUUCUUUCUUCCAGCGGUCUGACAGUUGCGGCAGCGACGACGGCGGACGCGGAGAUGCAGACGACCGGAGCGACUUGCUGACACCCGACGAGAUUGAGCAAUGCCUCUAUUCUCUCGGAGAUCACAACACGUAUCUGCGUUUCAACCGCGAGCCCUGCGACAGAAUGAUUAGCUUUCUGCGGGAGUACUUCGAUCCUUCGGAGCCCGAAGACGGGUACUCCCUCGCGAUUUCGUCUGGCGCAGGCGGCGCGCGCCUCACGCACUCUCACAGUCGGCAGUACGUCUACGUGCUCCAGUCCCUGACGCUGUGGCGGGAGGUCUGCAGCGAGAUGUUCGUUCUGUGGCAGAUGGCAGAGGCCGACAUGCUUCACAGCGGAAACUACUACCGCCUCAGAGACACUGGUCAAGGCCUUAACCGCGUGCAGGACUGCCCGCGCGUGAGCAACGCGAUGCAGGCGAUCCUGGAGCGCGUGCAGCGUUUCACGACGCAGUGGGUGGGCUCCUCCGUCGUUCACCUCGGCGACCACAACGUGCCAAACGCGUUGAUGUUCAUCGACAAAUACACGCAGGUGCCGCGGAUCCUGGGGCCCCUGGUCCUGUGCCUGGAGAAGCUGCCGGAAGUCUACGAGUCCAAGCAGGCGAUGCGCAACUACUUCGACAACCAAUUUGGCGGUCUGCAUGCGCUUCGCAAACGGAUUCUGUGCGACUUCUUCCGCCACGCGUUUGACGGCAGCGGAGGAGACAAUUUCUUUGACGCAGGCAGCUGCAUUGACGGGCGGUUGACUUCGGCGUGGAACUGGUGUUCAACGAUUGAGAAGAAGCCUUUCUUCCCUGCGUUCCUUCUCACGGGUUUCCAGGGCUUCGACGGCAAAUUCUGA